Durusdinium trenchii is the source of this 1728-nucleotide messenger RNA. NCBI's taxonomy places the organism in Eukaryota, Dinophyceae, Suessiales, Symbiodiniaceae. The record is from the annotation of a GenBank genome assembly.
AUGGAGGAGCUGCUGCGGGUGGUGCAAGCAGAGCGAUUCGAGUUGCAGAAGCUCCUCAAUGAAGCGCAGCUGCACAGACGGCCGAGGGAGGGCCGUAGAGGUUGGCACAACCUUCGAACAAGUUCCGCCCAAGCGCAGUGUGCGUUGCAACGGGUUGCAUGGGCGCAAGGUUAUGAGCCCAAGCGACCUGCCAUGUCGUCGACGACGAUGAGAAGGAGAAGAGCAGCGAGCGACAAGGCAGCUGCGGAGGCGGCGCCGGUGGUGAUCGGCGAAGCGGAUCGCCGCCUGGAUGCGCAGAUAGAGGAAGAGGUGAGGAGGUCGCGAUCGGCGGAUGUGGGGCCGAGGAGGGCAUCGGAUGUGGGAAGCACUCCUAGGGGUCCACCAACCUCCUUUCGACCGCCUGUGACUGGGUCCUCGGAGGGCAAUCUCAAGGCACUGGAAGAUGGAGGAGAGGUGGGCCCAGCAACGCUGAAGUCGGUGAAGACCAGCGAACCGGUUGGGGCACCUUCAACAUCGACCAGUUCCACGGUGGGUUUGGGGGCACUUCAUGAUGCGGUCCAACGAACUUAUCAUGCACUUCAACAAGCACUAGCGGGACAACCUCAGGGGCAGGGUCUACUUGCGCCUCUUGGACCUGGCAUUGAUCCGGGAGCUCGAGGAGGGCUGUUUGGUGAUGGCAGCGGCUUGAUGAAUCCACGAGCCUUGGACUAUGGACAGGGAGUGGGACAGACACCAAGUAGAUCACCCAACAUCAAUCCCUUUUGGAGUCCUGGUGUUCAGGAGGCUGCGAGGCGGACUUUGGUGGAGGGAGGUCAACCUGGAGGUGAAGGUCUUCUUCCUGGAGGUCAUGCGGAAGCACGAACAUGUGGGAGCACUCCGGCGGCUGCUGGGGCAGGUGCUGGACCUAUGGCACAGGACUCGGGAUCGAUGUCGCCGGGUCCGGAGGAUGUUGAAGCCCUGAGAACCAGAAUUCUCCGGGAAGCUGAGGAAGCAUUUCAAAGGGAACUUCGUCGACUUGGCACUUCUCGUGAACCAACGGAUACGACUUCCUACAAGACGGUCUCAAGUGGUCAACAUUUGGGAGACCCUGUACCGGAUCAACCCCCUGGACUACCUCAAGGGCGGCACCCAUUGUCGAGCUCUACGGUGGACCAUGGAUCUGGGCAGAAGGUGGUGAGAAUUGGUGGUGGGGCCUCGACUGCAUCGACGACGGAGGCGUUGAGGAACCUUGAACUUCCUGCCCUACCCUCUCCAAAUGUUGAGGGAGCUUCGAUCUUGUUUGGGGACUGGCUCACUAUGAGUUUUCCCUUGAUGGCUGACAUUUCGCAUAGCGCCAAGGCCUGGCGGGAAGAGUCACUCUCCAUUGCGCAGGAGCACUAUGCACGUUGGUUGACAAUGACACCCCUGGAGCGACUGCGUGCGAAACCAGUGGUGGUGGUUGAGCCUGCACUGCAGAGGAUUGAACAAAGGGGCAUUGCAAUGUUGUUGGGGGCAUUGCCUGAUCAGCUCCGGCGGGAUCUUGUCAGUGGGCGGCAACUCUCGGUGGUCCACAUCCUGUACCGCUUACAUGUGGCGUACCAGCCGGGAGGAGGGGCGGAAAAAAACGCAACUCCUCAAAAGUUUGGUGGAGACAAAGUUUGCCACGGGGAUGGCAGAUUUGUUGACACAAGUGAGGUUAUGGCGACGAUGGCUGACCAGAGCGCAGGAACUUCACCUUACGCUCCCUGA